Molecule: messenger RNA, 704 nt
Organism: Medicago truncatula (barrel medic)
Lineage: Eukaryota; Viridiplantae; Streptophyta; Magnoliopsida; Fabales; Fabaceae
Product: 60S ribosomal protein L35a-1
Exons: 5
Coding region: 42-455 (137 amino acids)
Biological process (GO): translation
Cellular component (GO): ribosome
Molecular function (GO): structural constituent of ribosome
Source: RefSeq, a predicted model, not a curated record
CCACUCAAUUUAACAAAGUGUAUAAGAACCCUAGAACCAAAAUGAAUCUGUGCUGCUUCCGCCGAACGAAGACUAACAGAGACAGAGGCAGCUUCUUCAUCUUCACACCAAUCAAAAUGGUUAAAGGACGACAAGGAGAACGUAUCAGGCUUUAUGUCAGGGGUACCGUUCUUGGUUACAAGAGGUCCAAGGUUAAUCAAUACCCAAACACCUCUCUUGUUCAGAUCGAGGGGGUAAACACCAAGGAAGAAGUUGCAUGGUAUGCUGGGAAGAAAUUGGCAUACAUUUACAAGGCUAAAGUGAAGAAGGAUGGUAGCCACUAUCGCUGCAUUUGGGGUAAGGUUACCAGGCCUCAUGGUAACAGUGGUAUUGUUCGUGCAAAGUUCAAGUCUAACCUUCCACCAAAAUCAAUGGGAGCCAGGGUUAGAGUAUUUAUGUAUCCAAGCAAUAUAUAAGAUUUUCAGCGGUACCUACAGCCAGCAGUUGGAUAGGUCAUUGAAGUUUUUAUUCAUCCUGUUUUGGUUGUCUUUGCAUUUUGGUUGUCUUUGCAUUUUGGUAUUUUUUUUUGUAUCUCUGAACAGAAUUUCCUUUUUCUAGGAUGUUGAAUUCGAAUGUUUUUAUUCGUGUUUUGUUGAGUACUAAUCUCAUUUGCACUGUUUUGUUUUUGUUUAGUCCUUAUCUCGAAUGGAGUCCCUCUUAAUUUG